AAACAGGAAACGUUACAAUAGAAACCCCUAUGAUUGGCUGUAGAAAAUGACAGCUGAGGUAAAUCGUCCAAUCAGAGCUUGUUGCUAUAGCAUUUGUAAGCGAGCUCAUGGUCAUUAUACAAAUAAAUAUUUCUCCUCGUUGUAGUUUUUGUGUCUUUCGUUUAAGAUUGUAGGGGAAAUGUGAGACACGUUAUAUGAGCAUGCCGUGUGAGAGUAUUAGGCUUCGCUCGGUGUGUGUUGCGGUCAGGUCCCUCGCCGGUGAGAUGAGUCCGAUCAGGAAGUUAGCAGAAGCCGGGGGUAAUGUGUUCGCUAGCUAGGAAACAUUUUCGCCGGUCUGGGCUGUUCCCUUUGUCUGAGACGAGGCAGCGCGUGUUCUUUUGUUUGGGCAGCCGGUUUUCUUUUGUUUGAAGAGUGGUGUUCGUGGAGGCUUUGAAAACAUGCAGCGCACGAAGAAAUGUUUCACGGACGGUCUGAUUCAUCUCGCCAUCCUGUUUAGUUUGAUAGAUGUUCGGGUGGACAUUGAUUCCUAUUUGAACAGCCCGUUCAACUCGCCGUUAAUAGAGAUAGAAGGAGGGCUGAGCUCUGCUUUCGUACAGACCCCAUUUAACCAUUACCGGGAAAUUGCGGCCGGUCAUCACGUGCACACCAAAUGCCCCGAAUUAGAAGAUUACUUUACGAGUCGGAGGCUGCUGAAUGAAGUGCGCGCGCUUGGCUCGCCGGUUAGUUUCCCUACGCGACUCAGUACGUGGCUCGUGCACCUGGUGCCUAACGGCGUGGGACCGGAGGAAGCGCAGGACAAUAGCGGGUAUGCGGGCGAUGAGGACACGAGUGAUGAAACCCGUGGGAAUGAAUCCGACAACCAUCCGGAGGCCAUUUUAACACAAGCAGAACAGGAUAUUGUGAAAGACUGUGAGGAAGGAGUCAAUCGUGAUUCACCAACUCAACUCUUUCAAAGCUCACCACAGGAACAAGAGGUUCUGUUAAGUAGCAUUGGUCUACUUCCCCCUCGUUCUGGUGUUGAAGUCCACUCUCAAUGGCCAGACUUCUUGUCAGAUUUAAAUGAUUUUGAGACGUUGAUCGCACAGCAGGUGCCUUACAUGGACCCCAUCAGCUACAAUGCCAGCCUUCAAGAUGCCAUGGUUAGCAGUGGUGGGGAUUACAGACCACACCCACCUGGAGGUGGAGCACAUGCCACACCAGGCCAAACACCUUCUCUCUUCAACUUAGAAGCUAUUAACUCCUCUAACAGAGACACACCUAGAACAGAUUUUGGUACUCUGGCUUUGCCUCCUUUCUCCUCAUUAGGGAACAGCUCUCAUGGAACCUCCCACUCCAGGGUGGGUGGUUAUUUGGAUGAGGCUGUGUUUGAGCAGAUAAAUUUGUUGGGUCUGGAGGGCCUGGCUAGUGUGGAGGGACCGGUACUAAGUGGAAUGGAUGGAAGCUUAGAUGCUUCAUGGCUAGAGGGCAUGGACUCUGACUCUGGCCUGUCACUGGAGACCAAUUCCAGAAGCCCUGCCUCAAGCUCUACAUCAUCUUCAGAUUCGUUUUGCGAGGGUGGAGCCGCGGGGUACAGCAGUGAAGUAGAGUCCCUUUCAAGUAAUGGUAGAGCUUGUGCAUCAUCAUGCUACAAUUGGCCACAAAUAAGCCUUAACAAGCACAUUUGGCAUGAUCACAACUACUCGGCCCAGUCACCUGAAGACCAUGACCCACAAAGCUGGACCCGAUCUCCUAAAGAUAUAAAACAGGAAGUAAUGAGUGAGGAUGAAACUGGAGUGGGGGAGCCAAGCCGGGAUGAACGGCGUCUACAGGCUCUUGGUCUUCCAUUUUCUGCCCCUGAAAUUGUUAACAUGCCAGUGGAAGACUUCCUGGAGCUUCUUGAAGAACGGAGCCUAUCCACAUCAGCGGUCACACUCCUGCGGGACGUGCGCAGACGUGGAAAAAACAAAUUAGCUGCACAAAACUGCAGAAAAAGGAAGAUGCAUGCCAUCUUGGGCCUGCAGGCUGAGGUGGAGGGACUUGUUGCUCAGCGCGAUGCCCUUCUGCGUGAGAGAACAUGCACCACCAAGGCUCUGUCAGCUACAGCCGAGUGUUUCAAGACACUUUCUCAUGUUGUGCUGAGGCAGCUGAGGGAUGAACACGGACAGUCACUAAGCCCAGAGCAAUACACACUCUGCUGUGGCACAAAUGGACGCGUAGUGGUCCGACCUCGAACAAACGCUGUGAGAAUGACCACAACAAGGGCCAAAACAACGAAGCGGAAGAAGGAUAAAAAACCUUGACUAUUUUGAUUUCAUGUGUGUCCGUCCUAAAGGGCUACUUGGUCUAGGACUACUGAAUGUUCCCCUUUUAAUUAUUUAAACAAGAAGUGACGAUAAAAUUACAGUAUAAUGGACUAAGGAUUAUUUGCUAAAAGGUGUAGCAAAAGCACUGGGCAUGUAUAGAAGUAUUUUAAAAGAAAACGACACGCAGCAGGGUUCCCCCUUCCCAGUCCUGGAAAGUCUAGUACAGUUGGUAUUCAUCAUUAAAAUAUAAAUGACACUUUAACAGACAUGACAUUAAUGGAAAUAUGAGGGUAUUAAUGCAGGUCAUUCUGUGUUAAGUUUCUGGUGUUAAAGGGUCUUUAAUUACUAUGGUGAUCAGACUCCACAACUUGUUAUGCAAUUGUAAUGCUGGUUAUGCAAUUAUUUUACAGUUGUCAACCACAUGACUGUUCCACUAUGGCCUUAAUUAGUCCAAUUGUUUGGUCUCAAGACAUUUGUAUUGACCUCAUUUGGCUUUUUAUUGCAUUGUAAAAGGUUGUGGGGUUUUUUAUGUUAAUGUUUUUGUUUAUUUUAUGCAUAUGGACAAGUAUAUAAAUAUUGUGAGAUUUUGAACAGAAGAUUUAUCCUAACUGACAGCUAGAGUAAAAUAUCAUAUUCAAAUUUUUAAUUCCAGAAUUAAUGGCAUAAAGUGAGCAAAAUGAUUGAAUUGUUUUGUGUAAUGUUUAUUUUACAGUGUCCACUGUUGAUUGAUUUUCUCAUUUGAACUACUUUUAUAAAUAAUGUAAAUUUGAGAUGUAAUACUAUACCACAAUGGACAAAAUGGAAUGUUUUAAAUAAAUCAAAAGUAAUUCGUGUGUGUGUGUGUGUGUGUGUGUGUGUGUGUGUGUGUGUGUGAUUAAUCUCAGUAUAUUUCCAUUCAACCCCAGUCUUGAACAUGUUCUCUGAUGUUACUUUAACCAAAUUCUGUUUCCCCGAGGUCUAAAUGUGAAUUUGCACAGGCACCACAAAAUAUCAAUUGUAACCAGUCGGGGAAAAAAAAUUCACAUUUGUAUGUAUCGCAAAAAUUUUUGCAAAAGUCAUUUUCAUGAUGGAUGCCAAUAAUUCUGCAGUUCAGUGUACCUUGUAUUGUGGCUAUUAAAAUUAUGUAUGCUACAUCUGUUAUUGCAGCACUAUAUAUAGGUGCAUCUCAAAAAAUUAAUAUCGUGGAAAAGUUUGGGGGUUUUUUUCUCCAUAAUUUAAUUCAAAAAGUGGAACUUUAAUAUAUUCUAGAUUCCUUACAGAAAGUGAAAUAUUUCAAGUCUUUUUUUUGUUGUUGUUCUUUUUUUUAUUAUUAUUCUUGAUGCUUACAGCUCAUGGAAAUCAAAAACCUAGUAUCUCAAAAUAUUCAAAUAAAGAAUUUAUUUGAAAUAUGCCUCAGCAGUGCAACAGGCUGAUUGCCUCCAUGCCACGCUGCAUUGCUGCAGUAAUUCCUGCAAAAGUAUUAAAGCCCCGACCGAGUAUCGAGUGCAUAAAUUAACACACUCUUUUCAGAAGGUCGACACUUCUGUAUAAAUUCUCUAAUGUUUUGAAAUACUGGAUUUUUGAUUUUCCAUGAGCUGUACGACAAUCAAGAUUUUUAAAAAAAAGGCUUGAGAUAUUCCAUUUUCUUGAAAUAUUUGUGUAAUGAAUCUAGAAUAUAUGAAAGUUCCACCUUUUUUUUUUUUAAUUAUGCAAAAAAAAAAAAAAACUUUUCCAUGAUAUUCUUUUUUUAUUUUUUUAGAUGCACCUGUAUAUAAAACAGUCACCAAAGUUCAAGCUUGGUACUGACGCAACUUUUCCUCCCGAUUUCUAUUCUGUAUGUUUAUUUGCAAAUGUGUGCUGAUUGUUUCACAUAAGAAUGAAUCAGUCAAGUCAAAAUAUGUUUUGUUUAACCUAAUAUGGAAAAAUCUCAAGAUGAAUAAAGGAGAAAAUGAUUUUA
This is a messenger RNA of Ictalurus furcatus (blue catfish), 4218 nucleotides long. It is a transcript of the gene nfe2l3, whose product is annotated as nfe2 like bZIP transcription factor 3. The transcript has 4 exons. Bases 438 to 2279 code for a protein of 613 amino acids. Gene Ontology annotation, cellular component: nucleus. Gene Ontology annotation, molecular function: RNA polymerase II cis-regulatory region sequence-specific DNA binding; DNA-binding transcription factor activity, RNA polymerase II-specific. The record is from RefSeq and is a predicted model, not a curated record. NCBI's taxonomy places the organism in Eukaryota, Metazoa, Chordata, Actinopteri, Siluriformes, Ictaluridae. Gene Ontology annotation, biological process: regulation of transcription by RNA polymerase II.